UUUGAAAAACCAAAUUUCUACGUUGUCGUGCUUGUGCAUUGCGCUCUCUGGACAAACGCCCCGUGACGCAUACCACCGUAAUUGCCCUCGUUAUUUUGCCGUUCCCGUCUAGAUCCCUGCCCAUAGUCUCUCAUGGCCUUCGCGCUUCAACGGACCGCACUCCUCACAGCGGUAGUCGCGGCGGUCGCUCUGCUUCUAGGACUGUUGCUACCGUCGGUUCAAGCAUCAGCUGGUGUCGCGUCUGUAAGCGCGCCGAUGAACGGCACGACUCCGACUCAGUACCGCACGAGCGCCGCUGCUCUCGCGUGCAGCCGGUCUCCCGUUGUUGGCUUCGCGAAGAAAGUCACGCUCAAACCGGGGGUCGUGCGCGGGAACACGCUCCGCGCGGCGAUCAUUGCGCAGGCCAGCAGCGGCGCGAAGAACGGGUGGAUCUCGAUCGCGUGGACCAAGAGCGCGGGGAAAAUGUACCCCGCAGACGCGGUCGUGGGGAAUCUUCCCGCGCCGACGGCAGUUAAGGCGUAUGCAAUGACCGGCUACAGCUCGUCGGCUGUAGUGCCGACAUCGGCGUUCGCGGUGACGGCGACGACUGUAGCGAGGAAAUCUCGAUCCACUGUUAUCCGGUUCACACGCAGCGGCUCGUCCGGUCUGUCGCCGAUCAACUACGCUGGCAGCAACAACAUCGUCUGGGCUUACUCGUCCUCAGGCUCUCAAACCCUCGCCUACCAUGGGGGAAACUGGGGAUCUGGGACUAUCAACCUGGCUUGCAGUGUCUGAGGGAUUUUUUCCGUGAGUUCAUCUCGGCUACGUUCGGUUGGCGAGGUUUUCUUGUGGCUCGCUCGCUAUGCUGUAUUGGCUUCCUCGAUCAGAGGCGAUCUCCUUGAUCGUCCCCUAAUGUUUGCAAUGAGCUAACUAUGCGGUUCUAAUCAUGUGCUAUACUUUUUAUAGAGUA
Messenger RNA from Closterium sp. NIES-67, 949 nucleotides. NCBI's taxonomy places the organism in Eukaryota, Viridiplantae, Streptophyta, Zygnematophyceae, Desmidiales, Closteriaceae. The record is from the annotation of a GenBank genome assembly.